UCUAUGUACAGGUCUUGACUCUAUAUUGACUCCAUGGCUGCAGCCCCCGUGACGCCCGCCACCAAUAGCAGCCCACCGACGGGAUCACUGCCAUCGGCUCUCCCAUUAAAGGGCCGAGUAGCUAUAGUAACUGGGUCGUCUCGUGGGAUUGGCCGCGAAAUAGCCACCCACCUGGCUGAGCUUGGGGCUAAACUCGUUAUCAACUACACCUCCAACUCGGCCCAAGCCGAUAACGUGACGGCCGAGAUCAAUUCUCGCUAUUCUGAUGACAGCCCCCGAGCAGUCUCUGUCCGUGCCGAUGUCUCCGACCCUGUCCAGGUUAAGUUUCUCUUCGACUCCGCCGAGCGCGCCUUUGGCUCUCCGAUUCACGUUCUGGUUAACUCCGCUGGGAUUGUGGAUUCUAAGUAUCCCAAAGUAGCCGAUACUUCUGUGGAGGACUUCGAUUGGAUUUUCAGUGUGAAUACAAGAGGGUCGUUCUUAUGCUGCAAGGAGGCAGCGAACCGUCUAAAACGCGGCGGUGGUGGGCGGAUUAUAUUGUUAUCAUCGGCCAUGGUUGGGGAGUUGAAGCCUGGGUUUGGGGCAUACGCAGCAUCAAAGGCUGCAGUGGAGACAAUGGUGAAAAUCCUGGCAAAGGAGCUCAAGGGGACCGCCAUUACUGCCAACUGUGUAGCGCCGGGGCCAAUUGCAACGGAAAUGUUCUUUGGCGGAAGGACUGAGGAGAUGGUGCAGAAAGCAAUCGACGAGAUUCCACUUGGCCGGCUUGGUGAGACCAAGGAUGUGGCUCCCUUUGUUGGGUUCUUGGCUACUGAUGCCAGUGAGUGGAUCAAUGGUCAGGUUAUUCGUGUUACUGGGGGCACCUGUUGAGUGAAGACUGUUUCAUCCUUCCAAACACAUUAAGGUGAUUAAAUUUCAUAGCUUGCAUUGCUUAAAACUUUGAUUCUUGAUAUUGCAGGUUGGUGAUCCUUCUCAUCUGUAACCAUAUAGAAUUCGUUUUUGUUACUGCGUCGUUGCCUUGCCUGUUCUAUAAUUU
Molecule: messenger RNA, 1030 nt
Organism: Rubroshorea leprosula
Lineage: Eukaryota; Viridiplantae; Streptophyta; Magnoliopsida; Malvales; Dipterocarpaceae
Source: the annotation of a GenBank genome assembly